This is a messenger RNA of Pyricularia oryzae 70-15, 1437 nucleotides long. RefSeq lists its product as uncharacterized. Bases 210 to 929 code for a protein of 239 amino acids. The transcript is spliced from 2 exons. NCBI's taxonomy places the organism in Eukaryota, Fungi, Ascomycota, Sordariomycetes, Magnaporthales, Pyriculariaceae. The record is from RefSeq and is a predicted model, not a curated record.
UAUCGAGGUCGAGACCUCCGCUCUGUUCCUUGAAUAGCCUUUCACGAACCGUUUCAAAGCUGUUUUCUUUCAUCGACCAUUAGGCAAGUCUUUCAACAGUGUUUUGCCUCAUUUCACGUUUAAAUCUCGGGGCGCAGAACGCAGUUCUAUCCACACAGCUUUACCGAACAGUUAUUACCGCGCUACUCCAUCCGGUAGAUUACGUCACCAUGGCCAGUGAAGCUCCUCCCGCUACCACAUCUAUUACCGAACCUGGCGCUUCCGAUAAGCCACCUGUCGAUCCUACCACGGACUCCGCGACGGGCGGUGGCGAUGAUAGCAGUGCAACCACCAAGGAUAAUGGCGCAGCCGCGGCAACAUCCACAACUCCAGCUCCUGUGGCCGACAUAGAAGACAAGGCCAAGUCAGAGACAACAGAUGCGCCAAAGGAACCAAUCAAACCCGCUGUAACCGAAGAAGGAGCAAAACAGACGCCGGCUGUAACGGCCGAUAGUGCCUCGAAGCCCACGGUUGGUAUCGCAUCGGCCGUUGCCUCAGCGGUUCCGGCAGCACCGGCACAGCUCCCGGUUCCGGCUCCUGUAACCGCGCCUUCAUCCGCCCCAGAACCAGCCAAGGCGGCAACUAACGGCUCUGCCACUGCUGAGGCGCUUGAGACCAAGAAUGACGAUGCCAAAGUCGGCGACAAGCGAUCGGCUGAGGAGCCAGCGGCUAAAGAAAAUUCUGAUGGGCCUGUCACAAAAGUCAAAGAUGCAGUCAAAAAGGCAGUUGAGCCACUUGCAAAGAAGAUGAAGACAGACGAUAACGUUGAGAAGGCCGAGCCGGAAAAUGGUACUAACGGCGUCAAGCGAGGCAAGUCGAAACGUGAGAAGAAACCAGCGGCGCCUGUGGGAAGGACCGAACGUAAAACGAGAAGCCAGGGGCCUUUGUGAGCGUUUCAGGCAUAAAGUCGAAACUUCAUUUAUCACUGCUGCUUUCUGGGGUUUUUGCGCGCGUGUUCAUGAUAUCGCAGUAUGAAGCGAUGAUUGCCAUCCAUCAGUCUUAUUCGGCGGAUAUAUACUUGGCUUCCUAGGUUAUCCCGUGGUCAUCCCUAAUUCAAAGGGUUUGUCUUUCCUUAAUUUUCGAUGUUUUUUUUUCUCGUUUCGGCAGGUUACCAGAAAAAAAGGGCGGUUAUUUCCAAGGCAAUAAUUUUGUUUCCUCUCCGAUCGGAUGCCCCGAUCUGAGGGCGCGUGCAUGUCUGACUUGCUCGGUUCGCAACGCUUAUGGCUCCAAUGAGCUUGUUGUUGUUGCUCUGUUGAUUAGCUUACUUCUAAUUCUCAAAGUUGGCACAUGUAUAUAAAGAAAUACACGCGAGGCGUGUCCAACUUUUAAGAAAUCGAGUUGUUAGCGCAUCCUCAAGCCCGACGCAACGGAAAGUAGCCGUUGAAAAUUUAUUAAGCG